This is a messenger RNA of Psammomys obesus (fat sand rat), 6480 nucleotides long. It is a transcript of the gene Apba1, whose product is annotated as amyloid beta precursor protein binding family A member 1. Gene Ontology annotation, biological process: chemical synaptic transmission. Gene Ontology annotation, cellular component: cytoplasm; dendritic spine; plasma membrane. The transcript has 13 exons. Gene Ontology annotation, molecular function: amyloid-beta binding; protein binding. Lineage: Eukaryota; Metazoa; Chordata; Mammalia; Rodentia; Muridae. Bases 267 to 2798 code for a protein of 843 amino acids. The record is from RefSeq and is a predicted model, not a curated record.
GCCACAGAGCCGGAGCCGGGGCGCGGGCGGCUGCGGUCCCGGUGGCAGCGGGGGAAGAUGGUGGCGCUGCAGGCGGGAGCGGCUGGAGAGCAGCUUUAUUCCCAGGCUUGGCACGGUCGUUGUCACUAGCGCCGCCUGCUCCCGCGGGCCCGCGGACCCAGCUGUCAGGCAAGGUACCACCGCCGGGGCGGGCUGGGCCCCGUGGAGCAAAAUGAAAGCGCAGUGAGCCUGAAGCCUCUCCCCAGCCAUCCCCCCCAACGCCCACCAUGAACCACUUGGAGGGCUCCGCGGAGGUGGAGGUGCCCGACGAGGCGCCAGGAGGGGAGGUGAACGAGUCGGUGGAGGCCGACCUGGAGCACCCCGAGGUGGAGGAGGAGCAGCAGCAGCAGCCACCCCCGCAGCAGCAGCAGCCCGUAGGCCGCCGCCACGGUGCGGCCGAGGACCCCCGCGCGCAGCAGCAGCAGCAGGAGGAGGAGGAGCGCGGGGAGUGCCUGGCGCGCUCGGCCAGCACGGAGAGCGGCUUCCACAACCACACGGACACGGCCGAGGGCGACGUGCUCGCCGCGGCCCGCGACGGCUACGAGGCGGAGCGCGCGCAGGACGCCGAGGAUGAGAGCGCCUACGCCGUGCAGUACCGGCCCGAGGCCGAGGAGUACACGGAGCAGGCGGAGGCCGAGCACGCCGAGGCCGCGCACCGGCCCCGCGCGCUGCCCAACCACCUGCACUUCCACUCGCUGGAGCACGAGGAGGCCAUGAACGCGGCCUACUCGGGCUACGUCUACACGCACCGGCUCUUCCACCGCGGCGAGGACGAGCCCUACGCCGAGCCCUACGCCGACUAUGGCGGCCUCCAGGAGCACGUGUACGAGGAGAUCGGGGACGCGCCCGAGCUGGAGGGGCGCGACGGCCUGCGGCUGUACGAGCAGGAGCGCGACGAGGCGGCCGCCUACCGCCAGGAGGCCCUGGGCGCGCGGCUGCACCACUACGACGAGCGCUCCGACGGCGAGUCCGACAGCCCCGAGAAGGAGGCGGAGUUCGCGCCCUACCCGCGCAUGGACAGUUAUGAGCAGGAGGAGGACAUCGACCAGAUCGUGGCCGAGGUCAAGCAGAGCAUGAGUUCGCAGAGUCUCGACAAGGCGGCCGAAGACAUGCCAGAGGCGGAGCAGGACCUGGAGCGCGCCCCGACCCCGGGAGGGGGACAACACCCCGACAGCCCCGGACUGCCAGCACCCACAGGGCAGCAGAGGGUUGUGGGACCCCCAAGCGGCGGCGGAGGCGGCGAGGCCGGGCAGCGGUACAGCAAGGAGAAGAGAGAUGCCAUCUCACUGGCCAUCAAGGACAUCAAGGAGGCCAUCGAGGAAGUGAAAACCAGGACCAUCCGUUCGCCUUACACCCCCGACGAGCCCAAAGAGCCCAUCUGGGUCAUGCGCCAGGACAUUAGCCCCACGAGGGACUGUGACGACCAAAGGCCGGUGGACGGAGAUUCUCCGUCUCCUGGCAGUUCCUCACCCCUGGGUGCUGAGUCAUCAAGUAUACCCCUUCACCCCGGUGACCCCACGGAAGCCUCCACAAAUAAAGAGUCAAGAAAAAGCUUGGCUUCAUUCCCAACCUACGUUGAAGUUCCUGGACCUUGUGACCCUGAAGACUUGAUCGAUGGAAUUAUUUUUGCUGCCAAUUACCUUGGUUCCACUCAGCUACUCUCAGACAAAACCCCCUCUAAAAAUGUGCGCAUGAUGCAGGCCCAGGAAGCAGUAAGCCGGAUCAAGACGGCCCAGAAAUUAGCCAAAAGCAGGAAGAAGGCUCCUGAAGGUGAAUCUCAGCCAAUGACUGAGGUGGACCUCUUCAUUUCUACCCAGAGGAUUAAAGUAUUGAAUGCAGAUACACAGGAGCCUAUGAUGGACCACCCCCUGAGGACCAUCUCCUACAUCGCGGACAUCGGGAACAUUGUCGUGCUGAUGGCCCGCAGGCGAAUGCCCCGCUCCAACUCCCAGGAGAAUGUGGAGGCCUCUCACCCAUCCCAGGAUGGAAAAAGACAGUACAAGAUGAUCUGCCAUGUCUUUGAGUCUGAGGACGCCCAGCUGAUCGCACAGUCCAUAGGACAGGCAUUCAGUGUCGCGUACCAGGAAUUCCUCAGGGCCAAUGGGAUUAACCCGGAAGACCUCAGCCAGAAGGAGUACAGUGACCUCCUCAACACCCAGGACAUGUACAACGACGACCUGAUCCACUUCUCCAAGUCGGAAAACUGCAAAGAUGUUUUCAUAGAGAAACAGAAGGGAGAAAUCCUGGGAGUUGUGAUCGUGGAGUCUGGCUGGGGAUCCAUUCUACCAACUGUGAUCAUUGCCAACAUGAUGCACGGCGGCCCCGCGGAGAAGUCCGGGAAGCUGAACAUCGGGGACCAGAUCAUGUCCAUUAAUGGUACCAGCCUGGUGGGCCUGCCUCUCUCCACCUGCCAGAGCAUUAUUAAGGGCUUAAAGAACCAGUCCCGCGUGAAGCUGAACAUUGUGAGGUGCCCCCCGGUGACCACAGUGCUAAUAAGGAGGCCGGACCUUCGCUACCAGCUGGGUUUCAGCGUGCAGAACGGAAUUAUCUGCAGCCUCAUGAGAGGGGGAAUAGCUGAGAGAGGAGGGGUCCGCGUGGGACAUCGGAUCAUUGAAAUCAAUGGCCAGAGUGUCGUGGCUACACCACAUGAGAAGAUCGUCCACAUCCUCUCCAAUGCUGUCGGGGAGAUCCACAUGAAGACGAUGCCAGCAGCCAUGUACAGACUGCUGACAGCCCAGGAGCAGCCUGUCUACAUCUGAGCUGCGCUUCUGCGGUGGCAUGCAUGGAGGACCCUCCUCGCCGUGGUUGUGUUUCGCGCUGCAUCGUGUGUCCACUGAGACAUUCCCCUCUCGCGCCUAGCAUCUGGUCUUACACAGGAAGAGAAGAAUCAGCAAGGACCUCUUUGCUCGCUGUCUCUCUCCAGUUUGCUUUUUUUUCUGUUCCUUCCUUAAUACCAGGGAAGUUUUGUGUGUGCCCCCUUGAGGGUGGAAAACAGCUAAUAUCUACCUGAGAUCAUUGGGGAGGGUCUUUGGGAGACCCUAAGGUGGUUGUCACUGCCCAAGGAGACAUCAUUCCUCCCAAGAGGCACACACUUCCCUGAAAGAGUUCCCAGAGGUAGCAUAGGAGCUGAUUGAGCAGUGCCUAAAACUUAAUUGCUGUUCUCUCUGCCCUCCUCACUCGCUUGUUGGGAAGAUGGUGGUGACAGGAGAUGGUGUUGAACAUCCUUAGAGCCAUAUCUUUAAGGACAUUUGCUGCUUGCUAUGGAGUUGGGGGCCCUCAUACAUUAUUUCUGCCCAGAAUUUCUGAGCCAGUUUUAAAUUUCUUCCAUAGUUUAUUUGAGUUUCAAUGGGUGUGCUAAUACGGGCCCAACUGCAGAGAAAAGAGGAAGUGACAUCCUGGACAAGGCUACUGUAACACUGUAGAGAUCCUGGCAAGUCACAGGGCCUCUGAGGCUUCCCAGAUUGUCCCAAGUUUACCAACUGGAGGAAAACCACAGGCAGGUAUGAUCUGCCUGUGCACUUGCACAGGCGCUUAUGUGUACAUAACACACACACACACCCUGCACAGUGUCUCAUUUGCUCUCUGAAAUCUAGCACACAGAGCCUGUGGGUAACCCCCAGCACCUCUCUGGAAGAUCCCUUCCCCCUAGCAGAAGGUUGACAUAGAGAAACAGGCCAGCCUACCUGGCUGAGGUUUGGCCUUCCCUUUCUCAACAGGCUCAGUGGCCUCUAAGACUCCCCCACCCCACAUACACACUGGAUGUCCUCGAGGGACAAACUGUGAUGUGGGCCAUGUCCCAAAGCUAAGCCAGCCUGAGCCUUUCACAGCCACUAGUGAGGAUGUGAUAUUUCAAAGGCUAGAAUAGAUAAGCCACAAAGUCAGACAGAUUUAACACUUGGUGUUGGGCCUAGGAAUCCCCAAAUUUGCUCCAGAAACAUCCUCUACUAUCUUGUAGGUCUGGGAGUGUGUAGCUGGUGUGCAAGGCGUGAGGUCUCCAACAGACACCUCACAUUCUGGAUCAUGUCUCAGUCUAGUACAUGUUUUCAAUAAUAUCAUUCUGAGCCAGUUUCACUUAUUCUUGGUCCAAAGAGCAGUUUGUUUCCAUGUGGGCUGUGGCUAGUUUUUGUUUUUGUUUUGUUUCUUUGAUGAUCUCAGUAGAGACAGGGGAAGAAAACUAAUAUAUUUUGUACUCUGAAUAUAGCCCCUGUUCUCUGCAUCUGGGAUAUAUAUGUUGUGUCUGUGGAAAUGGGAGUUCAGUGAGCAGUGUUGGGGAGGAUGGAUUUAUGGAGGGAAGAGAAGAAUCCGUGAGAAAGAGAGAUGUGAAUAGAACAAGGUGAGGAACAAGAGGCUCCAGCCAGGGAGGGAGACAGUCAGCCCCCUGGGGUCUCUGACAUCAGGAGUCACUGGAGAGAAUCAGGAAAGCCUAGUGCUUACAGGGUUCUGCAGUAGAACCCUCAGCUUGACUUUAGCACAAGAAGUUCUGGUGAUGAGAAGCCACCAGCUGUCCAGAUAGCUGCCUGAGAAGGAAUGGGCCUGCUGCCGCUGUGGAGUUGGGACCACAGGAGCCAGGCUAUCUGGACUUAUUUUUAAGGGUGUCUAACAGAACACUUCUGCAUGACCAGGCCCAAGGUCAAACUCUAGCAAAUGUGAAGACCAGGAACCAUGUCCUGGAUUUUCUUCACAUCUCCUGAAGUAGCUAAUCCAUUGGGUAUCUAGUAUACUCACACACUGAAGAGUGUGACCCAUGUCUCCUCUGCCAAAGAGAUGAUGGGUAGGACAAAAAGACACUACUGCUGGCGUGUACCAAUGUCAGGCAAUGGAAACCUUGGAAAGUCACGUGAGAGGCUUAUGUUUGUCUGGUCCCAGGUGGCGACUGUAGGCACAUGCCCAAGCACCUGGACAGGAAGGCAGAAGCAGGUCAGCAGAGGCUGACCUGGGCUGGUCAGAGACAGGCUCUCACUCCCAGUAUAAUCCCCAGGUAAUCACAAUGAAGUGUCUUCACCCCAGGGAAAGAGGAAAGAGAAAAUACUUUCCAUUCAUGUUGUGUAAGAAAUCUGGAAACUUUAAGAAGGGCUGAAAAGCCAAGCUUUUCUGUGAGCCCUCCUGGAGAACUAACAGUUUAGCAUGAUUGUAAAGAUUACUUAGCUUUUGUGUUAAUCAAACUGGUUCCUCCCUCCCAGGAGGAAAGCUCUUGGAGCCUGGUCCAGGCCCCCUGGCUGAAGUGUGUUCUUCCUCUGCUACCGUCAGGCUGAGCGGUUAAACCUGGGGUCUUGUCUGACAUCCUCAUAUACACUUACAUAUGUAAAUAUCUCUUUACCCCCAAUAAUGGGGCCAACUACAUACAGAGCCGCCUUCCCCAAACUGCAAGGCACAAAGCCCCUCUGCCCACUCAGCUGGGAUAUGCUGGUGACUCGGCUUUGGGGACAGGCUCCCAGAUUUUCCUCACCCCCCUCCUACUCCAAUGAGGUUGCACCACAACCCACUCAGCCUCUGCCUUCUCCAGCAGGAACACUUCAGGGAGCCACCAUCAGCCUUGAGUUCAUGAGAGGAAGAAAGCCCCACAGAUCAAUGGGGGGAGCCCACUUCCUGAGCAAGCCCUCCCUCCCUCACCACAGCAGGCUCCUGGGGGUAGAGCACGCGGCAGGCUGCCACCUCCCUGCACACGGGUUUGCUUUCUGAACUUUGCCCAGCAACAUUGGCCUUCAGGGAGUCCAGAGUAACCUACUACCUCCCCCACUGCUCCCCUCCCCCCUGCAGCCCUGUCCACACCUACCCUCCCUGUCGUACACUGAUGAAAACCCACCCACAGAGCCCUGUCCGGGUCUCUCCGCCCACUGGUGUAGCCGUCACCAAUGUUUACAACCAAGGGCCGCCUCUUCCUGAUGUUUUAACUCUCACCUCCACAAGGCUACCUGUUGGUUUGAGUUUCACCUCUGUCUGCCUCUUCCCUGGUUAGGGUCCACCUAAGCACACAACUCUGAUUUUAUUUCCCCUCCAUCCAAGGCAGUGUGUGAUGACCGUGUGGGAAUGAGCUCUCUUGUACAUACUUAGCACAGCACCCGGGGUAUGAACCCGCACUCCUGUCCUGUGACGGGGUGCAUUAGCGCUUACUGUAAAACAUCGGGAGAAGUAUAGUAUUGUAUUUGUAACAAUAUCGUUCUUUGUAUACACGAAACUCAAUGAUCUCUAUAUAUAAAUAUAAAUAUAUAUAAAUAAAAUAUAUCUACACGUGAGCCUGGAAUGUGACACUGCACACCCACUGAAUGUAUUUCCUCUGACAGUCUGGUUACCGGUCCUGGCCCACCUUCCCCUUCUUUGUGCCGUGACUGCAGUUGUCUAGUUUGGGGUUGUGAUGUAUUUAAUGUGCUAUCUCCUUAUUUAACUGAACGCUAACGUCUGUAUAAGAAUUGCUGCAACAAUAAACAAGGACUUCGCCUCUUG